GUCUCUGCAACAGAGCUCUGCUCUACAGCACUUGUACUGAAGUUUACGCACACAGACCAUCAGUAAAACAGGUUGGAUUUCCAGGCUACGUGUUUUUGAACAACAUUUUUGAGAUCUUCCUUUUGCAGUUUCUACAAAUUGCGAUUACUUAUAUAAAUCUACAGAAGUGACGGACACGAGAGGAUGGCAGGAUUGUCGCACAGUAAUCACAGUAAUCACUGAAUGAAAAUGCUUUGACGGCGGCGCACAUCCGAGCAUCGUUUCCCAGAUGUUAGGACUGGAAUGUGCAUCGCUUUCUCCACAUUGUCCUCGUUUUUGUUCAAACCCAGACGAGCGGUUUCUCAUCGCAGCCUCACUUACAGUAUGAGCACCUGUUGUGUGUCUUUGCUGAUGAGUUCAUAAGAGACGAGAUUUUCCACAACAACCCAAAACCUACAGCCUCGGUGUGACAUGGCCUAGCAGCGAUGUCCCAGCUGUAUUACCGCCGUACUGAUAACUCCUCAUAUCGAGACCGCAUCCCACUUCGGAUUGUGCGGGCCGAGUCAGAACUGUCUCCCCUAGAGAAGGCCUACCUGAAUGCUGUAGAGAAGGGUGACUAUGCCAGUGUGAAGCAAGCUCUUGAGGAGGCUGAGAUCUACUUCAAAAUCAACAUCAACUGCAUCGACCCGCUUGGCCGCACAGCCCUGUUAAUCGCCAUUGAGAAUGAGAACCUGGAGAUCAUUGAACUCUUGCUCAGUUUUAACGUAUAUGUGGGUGAUGCGCUGCUCCAUGCCAUACGCAAAGAGGUUGUGGGUGCUGUGGAACUACUGCUCAACCACAAGAAGCCCAGUGGAGGCAUGCAGGUACCUCCUAUUCUGUUAGACAAACAGUUCUCUGACUUCACCCCUGACAUAACACCCAUUAUUCUGGCUGCUCACACCAACAACUAUGAAAUCAUCAAGCUUCUGGUGCAAAAGGGCGUCUCGGUACCCCAGCCACAUGAGGUGCGCUGCAAUUGUGUGGAGUGUGUAUCCGGCUCAGAUGUGGAUAGCCUGCGCCAAUCACGUUCCCGUCUUAACAUCUACCGUGCACUGUCCAGCCCAUCACUGAUCGCCCUGUCCAGCGAGGACCCGUUCCUCACAGCGUUCCGCCUCAGCUGGGAGCUACAGGAGCUCAGCAAGGUGGAGAACGAGUUCAAAGCUGAGUAUGAGGAGUUGUCGCACCAGUGCAAACAAUUCGCCAAGGACCUGCUGGACCAGACACGCAGUUCCCGAGAGCUGGAGCUCAUCCUCAAUUACAGAGAUGACAUGAAUCUUCUGGAGGAUGAGGGCAACAACACUGAUCUUGCCAGGCUCAAACUAGCCAUCAAGUAUCAUCAGAAGGAGUUUGUAGCACAGCCAAACUGUCAGCAGCUCCUAGCAUCCCGCUGGUAUGAUGAGUUCCCUGGCUGGAGGAGACGUCACUGGGCUGGCAAAUUCGUCACAUGCAUUUUCAUCGGCCUCCUCUUUCCUCUGUUCUCCAUCUUCUAUUUGAUAGCCCCCAAGAGCCACUUUGGUCUAUUUAUUCGAAAACCCUUCAUCAAGUUCAUCUGCCACACUGCCUCCUACCUGACCUUCCUCUUCCUCCUUCUUCUGGCCUCCCAGCAUGUGGUCACCACUGAUUCGGAUCGGCAGGGUCCAGCUCCCACCGCUGUGGAAUGGAUGAUACUGCCUUGGGUGCUUGGCUUUAUCUGGGCUGAGAUCAAACAGAUGUGGGAUGGAGGCUUUCAAGAUUAUGUCCAUGACUGGUGGAACCUCAUGGAUUUUGUCAUGAAUUCUCUCUAUUUAGCCACUAUCUCUCUAAAGAUUGUAGCUUAUACAAAGUAUAGUGGCUUUAAACCUAGGAAUGAUUGGGAGAUGUCGCAUCCUACCCUGGUGGCAGAAGCAUUAUUUGCCAUAGCAAACAUCUUCAGUUCUCUGCGCCUAAUUUCACUCUUCACAGCUAACUCCCACCUGGGUCCUCUGCAAAUUUCUCUGGGCCGCAUGCUCCUGGACAUCCUUAAAUUCCUCUUCAUCUACUGCUUAGUGCUUUUAGCCUUCGCAAAUGGCCUCAACCAGCUAUAUUUUUAUUAUGAGACCGAUGCUUCAAACAAGACAGGGAACUGCAAGGGUAUUCGUUGUGUACAGCAGAAUAACGCAUUCUCUACGUUAUUUGAAACCCUCCAGUCUUUGUUCUGGUCCAUAUUUGGUCUCAUUAGUCUGUAUGUGACCAACGUUGACCCAGAACACCAGUUCACUGAAUUUGUUGGAGCCACCAUGUUUGGAACCUAUAACAUUAUUUCCUUGGUUGUGCUUCUCAACAUGUUGAUUGCCAUGAUGAACAAUUCCUAUCAACAUAUUGCUGACCAUGCUGACAUUGAGUGGAAGUUUGCUCGAACUAAGCUGUGGAUGAGCUACUUUGAAGAGGGAGGUACUUUGCCUCCUCCAUUUAAUAUAAUCCCCAGCCCUAAGUCUGCAUGGUACCUGAUCAGGUGGAUCAAGAAGCACAUAUGUAAGAGGACAACAGCAGAGAGAACCGAGACUUUUGGAUCAAUUAGCAGGAGAGCUGCAAAGAACGUCCACAUCAAUCACCAGUAUCAGGAAGUUCUACGAAACUUGGUGAAGCGGUAUGUGGCUGCAAUGAUCAGAGAUGCCAAGACAGAAGAAGGCCUAACAGAAGAGAACUUCAAGGAGCUAAAACAGGACAUUUCUAGUUUCCGAUAUGAAGUUUUAGGAAUGAUGAAAGGAAAUAAACCAGGACUACAGACUUCUAAGGGAAGCAAAGGGGCCUCAAACAUGGCCUAUUCUGACCAUCCUAAGAAGUGUUCAACAGCUAAUACUGGAGAACAACUGAAGAGCAAGCUAAAACUUUUCAGCGUUACUGCAUCUAUUCUUCAACAAAAUUCAAAAGCAAAUACAAAGAAUACAGAACACUGCCUUGCUAAUGGGUCCAUCCCUACACCAUCAGAAAUUACUUCGUGCAAGAGGACAACAAGUGAUAUAUCUGGACUGUAUCACCAAAUCAGGCAUAGGGGGACAACCGAUCCUGGCAGGAUUUAUUCUGUGUGUGAAGAGGUUGGGGAGUCAGAUACAGAGGAACUGGUGGAGAAUAACAAGAAUAACAAAACUUCUGAGUCACUAAUUAUGAACAAGUCCACUGAAAAUAAAAUUGAUGAAAGCUGUAGUAAGACAAAAGAAGUGCAAAUCGUGACAGAGGAAGGAAAUAGAAUUUCUGACAUACCAUGUAUAUGUUACGAAGAUGGGAAUGAUGAUAAUACUGAAAACGAUGAAGAAAUCAGCAGAUUAUAGUAGCAUAUAACCACUAUGUGAGGGACAAUCAGACACCAGUUAUGCCAAACUGUAGUAGUUUCUUUAGGUAUCAACUUGUCUGAACUGUUACAGAUUUCCAUUCUUCACCAAGACCAUAAACAGUAAUCCCUUAAAAUGUUAACCAUUUCAGCCAUAUUCCAUAUACAGAUUGCCUGAAUAAUCAUUCAAGGACAUGCCCUGCCCUGCCCUGCUUGCUUGUUUUCUGUUAGACUCAGGAAUGACUUUAAACUUUGGGAGUGUUUUAGGGAUUGGAAGCGAUGCCCUCAAGAGGAUAUGCUGCCAGUUAUUUUUGUCCAUUAAUACCUGGUCAAUACCAUGGUAUCCAUAUCUUAGAAAAUUUUUUCAUCAAUAUUCUACUAGCUCAACUGCUUCUCACAAUAGAAUAAAAUUGAAGGUGUAAUAAGAGAAAUCUAUGACAGAACACUGUCCUGGUAAGGCUUUUAUUAUUUCUUUUAAAGAGAAAUCUGCAUAAUAUCCACUGGCAAAUCUACGAGCCUUUAGGGCAAAAUAAAACAUCUUCACAGGUUUUUAGGAUGGCUGGCUGAAGCUGACCAAUACCAGUUCACCACCCUGAAAUUUCUCAUAUGAAAAAGCAAUAGCUAAGCCUCCAUGAAAAGGAAUUGCACUGUUUCAUUUACCAGCUGAUGCUAACUUUGGGAUGUAUUCAGAGUUGAAUUAAGCAUGGCUAUAAAAUGUUAAAAUUGUAAUAAUUAUAACAGUAUAAAAAUAAUCAUAUCAUAUUCCCUGAAUUUUAAAUUUCAUUACACAGAUACAUAGACUUUUCUUAUUCAGAUAAUACAGCACUUCUCUAGAAGACUAAAAUGUAUAUGGCAUGAUGGGAAACAUAACUACUUAAAAUCUGAAGGAUAUGAGCUUUUGGUUGUACUAUACUAUUCCUCCAUUGUCCAUCAAUCUUACAGUUGGGGGCGUAUUGUCCAAAACUGCACAAAUACUAAUAUCACUUUUGAUUUGUUGGCAUACUGUGUAGUAUGUGUAGCAUAACAUCCAGUUUGUGAUGCAGCCCAAAUAUUUACAAUAAUUAAGUAUUUACAAUAAUUAAAAUCAAAAGUUUGUUGCAUACAUCAGUGUUGUUACUGUUAUAGUUACUGAGUGCCAGAUGAUGAAAACACUCAGCAAGAUGUGAUCUUUUAGUGUCUGCUAUGAGCAUAUAAUAAUAAGUCACAUAACAUUAGAUAACUAGCUACAAUUUGUUUAAAGCAAUGUUUGAAGUGCUCUGCUGUAAUUUCAUGGCAAGUUUUCUAGACUGUGUCCUCAGUGUUGUUUUCUAGUUGUAAUUUUGAAACCAUUUGUCAUAAACUGUUAGCAUACAUGCUAAAACUGUUGCCAGAGUAUAAAAAUACAAGCAGUCACAACUCACAAACACCCCAUAAUAAUCCCAACCCACAAUCCUUCCACAGUUCUUUAGCUCAACCAACAUCUCAAAUCAUUUCAAAAAUAAACACAAAGGUAACAUAAUCACAAAGGUUACAAGGGUUACUCUGAUCACUGUCAUCUAUCAUUCACAAGUUCACAUAUUACAGAAUAAAUUGGAAUUAUAAAAAAGCUAAAAUUCUAUCAGGAAUGAAUUCUUUUUUUCAUCUUAAAAUGUAGUAUUGGAUUCUCACCCUCGGGCUUUGUUUAGCCUCUCAUAUACAUAGUUUAUUGUACAAUAAUUGGAUUUGCUUGAUCAAGUUUUAUUUUUGUCAACAGGCAGCCAAAUAAUUCAGUUGAUCCAUAAACUCAAUGGAUAAAUAAUAUUUAUUGUAAAUAAUAUUUAGUCGAAUAUAAAUUGCUAAUACAGUUAAUUUACCCUACUAUAAAGUGUUACUAAACAAAAGUGUUAAAAACAAAUCUGGCAACCUUGGAAGUAGGUGAAUUCAUUAAUCUGAUUGAGUUGAAAAAGUCAAGCACUUGAUGAAGAUGGUUCUGAAAGUGCAGCGUUUUCUCAGCGUUAGAAACAAUGACAUCAAUUUUGAAAAUAAUAUUCUGACUUAAGUGGCCAACUCUGAAUACAACCCUUGUUUCAUUAGCUGAGACAUUUGAUGUCGUCAUGCAGCCUAUUGUAGUAUACUAUUACUAUGCAAAUAUUUCAUUUACUUUAUAGAGAGUUAGCAAUCUUGGACACUCAUGAUGAAGAAUGGAGGAAUGAGAGUAUUGGACAUUCCUGUAUUCAAUAGUUAUAUCAUGUUAUUGGCUAGGCAGCCACAUUUAUAUGUGGUAUAUAUGCCCAACUUCAAUAUCAUGUAGCCUUUAUAUCAUAUCUUUUUAUCUAUUCAGCUUGUCAUACUGAAAAUCUGUCAUGUAUACACUGUAUAAUUAUUUAAAAUCAUUCUAUACAUUUCAAACUAAAUAACUACAUCACAAGUUUAUACUAAAAAGGUACUGAAUAACAUUUUGAAUCUGAGCGGUCUGUAAGUCUACCAUGUGAGCAUAAUGAACAGUGCAUACAUGUUUGUUUAAGGGGCCAGUGCUGUAUGCUGAAUAUAAAAAAGUGAAAAUAAAUAAACUAACUACCUUACAUAUUACCUUACUUAUUAUUAUUAUUAUUAUUAUUAUUAUUAUUAUUAUUAUUAUUAUUAUUAUUAUUAUUGACAUUGUGGAACCUGCUCUGUGUCUUCAUACAAAAAUGAACAGACCCAUUAGUUGAUUCAAGAUUCAUUAUUAGAAAAUUAUUGUGUGCUCUUGUCAUAGGAUAUACAUUGAGAUUAGAUUGUAAGGGGCUCUGGCAAGUAUAGCUUUGUUAGCAUAAGAGUGGACAUUUCUGGAGAGCCAGAGAGCACAGACCUGAGAGCACCUUAGUACAUCAUGCAUUCCCCCACUUCACCUAGGAGAAAGCAUUAGAGUGCUAAUAGUUUGACUAAACAAUUUAGUUUCAACCUAGACUGGACAGUCCUGGCCAGACUGUGAAGGCUUUGUAGAAAAAUGUUCUGGCUCCAACCUGCUCUAGGUUCUAGAGCAUGCACCUUCUAAAUUUGUGGCAGAUCAUAAUCAGGUCAAAGCAAUAUUUUAUAAUAAAUAUUAACCUUUACUGGGAGCCAGUGUCUGGUAAACUUACUAUUUUUCUGAAAAAGGCAAUCCCAGUUAUAUUGUGAGCUUAAAGUUAGAGAAGGUAGUCAGUAAUCACAGAAAAGGUGUUUAUGCAAAUGAUGCAUGUUAAAGAUACUACAUAAUCAAAAAACUAAAUAGUAGGUCCUUUACUGCUUUAAGCAGUGCUCAUUGCUCAUCCAGAACAAGGUUAUCAACACACUGGUUACAUAGUCACACAUGUAGCAGUAUCAUUCACAACACUAGUAGAGGUUCAUAUGCAUGUUGGUUUGCAGGUUAUGUGCUAAUGCAGUUCUGCCAAAAGAAUCUCGGUCCUGAAUUUUUUUUUUGUCAGAUUGCAAGCAAGAAUUUCUUCGCUUCUGUAGGAGUUCCACAUUCAUUGAACUAGACACUGAACUAUCAUAUUUUUUCUACCUCAGUGAGCCUAAUAGGAAGACAGUUCUUAAGACGAAAGAUGUGAAUCUGUCCACUUUCAGAGCUUGCUUGCUCAGCCUCUAACUUCUAAUUUUGUGCCUCUGUGAUAUUUGCAAUCAACACUUGUCUUUAUAACCCGAUAGAUAUUAUUUAUUUAUUGCAAAAGAGCACUGAAUCAAUGCCAUAGUGUGAGCAGACCUUACUUUUGACACCUGCCAUUUUGAUGAACUGAAAGGCACUAAGCAUUCAGCCUUAACUUUGCUGCUUUCCAUUACUAGGCUUGUAAGUAGUAACAUCCCAGUCAGACAGAUUGGCUGCAUUUGAAUGAUUUGCAAUCAUGAAUGAUUCCUGGUGUCAGUUAGUUAGGACUCUAGCUGCUGCUGCUUGUUUAUGCUUCUACUAGAACAUUCAGGCAGUAAGGCAUUACAAUAAUCCAAACUAGAGGUAACACUUGAUGUCUUGGUGAUUUGUGCCCAUAAUGCUCACAUCCUGAUCUGACACAAACCAUUCUAUUGUUUUAGGUUAGUGUGAUAGCAUGAUCCUGACACAUGACGCAUCCUGUGCAACUCUACAUGCCUGCCGUUACAGUUUCUAAAAGUGUUUACAUAUGCCUCUUUUUAUACGGUAGGCUGACAGCAUUCUAAACCACAUUUGGUUCUAUUAUUUAAUAUAGUUAGUAUAUAGUAUCUAUUAUUUAAAAUACUAAUAAUAGUCAUUAUUUAAAUUAUGUCAAAAGCUUCCUAGACUAUUUGAAAUAGAAGAGUUUGGGAAAGAUCAACAAGUAAAAACAAAUUAUGAAUUUAGAAAUGUAUAGCUUUAUGAAACAAAAUAUUUUACCAUGCCUGUAUUAUAGAGAUGCUGUCAAAUUUGGCAAGAAUAAUAUUCAUUUAAACAUUAUAAUGAUCAUCACCCAAGAUGUACAGCAACUCAAACUGGUAAAUGACAAGAUUAAAAUGGAAAAUUGUAGUGAUUUUUGCAACACAGGAUUUUUAUAGGAUACACACACAGGGUUAUGGUCAUCACUUUGCUAACUGAAAGAAAACUGUGAUAUCCAACAAGUCACAAAGAAAGUCACCUUCUGGUAGAAAUGCAAAGAAGUGGAACUGGUCCAUCACAGUAUUUUGAAGUUAGACAAUCCUUGGAAAAAUUCCUGAAAUGUGC
Molecule: messenger RNA, 7946 nt
Organism: Tachysurus fulvidraco (yellow catfish)
Lineage: Eukaryota; Metazoa; Chordata; Actinopteri; Siluriformes; Bagridae
Gene: trpc4a
Product: transient receptor potential cation channel, subfamily C, member 4a
Exons: 11
Coding region: 465-3305 (946 amino acids)
Biological process (GO): calcium ion transmembrane transport; manganese ion transport; regulation of cytosolic calcium ion concentration
Cellular component (GO): cation channel complex; membrane
Molecular function (GO): inositol 1,4,5 trisphosphate binding; store-operated calcium channel activity; protein binding
Source: RefSeq, a predicted model, not a curated record